Messenger RNA from Sphaerulina musiva SO2202, 2164 nucleotides. Its product is annotated as plus-3-domain-containing protein. The coding region runs from base 276 to 2093 and encodes 605 amino acids. Gene Ontology annotation, molecular function: DNA binding. The transcript is spliced from 2 exons. The record is from RefSeq and is a predicted model, not a curated record. Lineage: Eukaryota; Fungi; Ascomycota; Dothideomycetes; Mycosphaerellales; Mycosphaerellaceae.
AUUGUCGGCAUCACUCAUAGACCGUUUACAAGACGGCUUCCGCUCGUACAAGUCAUCAUAACCUCGCAUCGUGGUCGUCCGCUUCUCCCCAUUCGUCACCGUGACCCGAUAGUCUCGAUUUCAGCCUCUUUGUACAACAAUCUUGACGUGGCCGUCACCAUCUACAGCUCAUCGCAGUCCUGUCAGCGAAGAUCCGUCGGCACUGUGUAGUGACCUAGCUUGGACGAACGUCCUUCAGCGCAUCCCCAGAACCGCUCUCCCGCAAAUUCGGCGCGAUGGCAGAUCUCGACGAAGAGCUUUUGGGCCUGGUCGGCGACGACGAUAGUGGUGACGAGGGAAGUCUCGACGACUUGGAGCGACCGGAGCAGGCGGAGCUCGGCGAUAUUUCUGGUGGUGAGGAGCCGCAGCCCAGCGUUGAGCAGGUGGACGAUGUGCCUGAGAGGAGGAAAGGAGUCGCACAAAAAGUGAGAGCCAAGCGGGGAAAGCGGAAGGUCAGGCAACAGAGUGAAGACGAGGAUGACGAUCGCUCUGCAACUCCUGGUUCACCCGAAUCCGUUGUCCAAGACGACGAGGCCGAUGCGCCCGGAGAGGAAGAGGAGGAGAUUGAACCAUUGUACCCGCUCGAAGGCAAAUACAAGUCGGAGGACGAUCGCCAUUACGUCGAGGGUUUGUCAGAGAUUCAACGAGAGGAGCUCCUCGCGCAACGUGCGGAACUGGUGACCCGACGUACGCAGGACCAGCUGCUGAAGAAGGCUCUGGCUAGCAGCAGUGCCGCCAACAAGCAGAAAAGAAAGGCUGCUGCGGCAGAUCUAGAGGACAACAACAGACGCACUACUCGACCGAAGACGGAAAAGCAGACUGCUUUGGAUACCUACCGGAAAGCGCGAGAAGAGAAGGGCGCACAGCGAGACCGAAUCGCGAGCGCUCGCGACCGUAGAGACGAGCGCUCUCCGUCUUCCCAUGGUUCGGAAAGAGAUGCCGAUGGAGAGAGUGAGGUUGAGUGGGCGGCGGAGCCGGAGCGUAAGGACGAGCCACCAGCAGAGAUUACGGACUUCAAUUACGCAAGAAUGGGCCGUUCGGGCUUUGCCAAGGUCUGCUUCUAUCCAGGAUUCGAGGAGGCCAUCAUGGGUAGCUUUGCAAGAGUUGCGAUAGGACCUAACCGGGAGACGGGCCAGAGCAUGUACCGCAUGUGCCAAAUCAAAGGCUUCACCGAAGGCAAACCUUACCAGAUGGCGAACUCGGUUGGCAAGCCUUUUACAACCGAUCAGUAUGCGAUUGUUGCACAAGGCAGUGCCGAGAAGCCAUGGCCCUUCUCCGCCUGUUCCGAUGGGAGGUUCACAGAUGCCGAGUACGUUCGUUUCAUGGAUACAUUGCGGAAGGAGAGCAUUAAGGUACCAUCACGACGGUUCUUGCACAAGAAAGUGGCCGAAAUCAAAGGCCUGCUCGACAUGCAGUUCACCGAGGAAAUGUUGAACCAGAAGUUCAGCAAGCAAAGAGCGAUUCAGCUCAAGUACGAUCCGGUCCAUCAGGCCAAACUGAAGCGCAAGGACAUUCAGAGACGUCGCGCGGAAGCGGAGCAGAACAUGGACGAAGAGGAGAUGGCCAGAUGUGAUGCCGAACUGGAGGCUCUCGAGAACGGAGCCGCUAACGGCGGACCGAAGACUGCACCAAAGGUCAAGGCCAAGGACCAUGCCAGCCCUGCGAAACCGGUGGCGCAGCAUGAGAGUCUUGCCAUUCUCAACCGGCAAAACCGCGCUAAGAACCAGCACGAAGUCAGACAGGCUUUGAUCAAGGAGCGAGCAAAGAUUGAGAAAGCGCGAAGAGAUGCACAUGACAAGAAGACUGCCGAAGUUCGGGCGGCAGUGCAUGCAAAGGCCCACAGUCGGGCUUUGCAGCACAACAAGGAGCUGUUUGGUGAAGACACGCCUGGCACGAGCCGCGCCGGCACACCUGCCAACGGUACCAACCCGCCCAAGAAGCGCGCUGACAUGGGACUCAACGGAGUCAAAGGCCCCAUUGGCGCACUGAAGAAGAAGAACAUGGACGACGAGGUCAUCAGUGGUCUCGACUUGGACAUUGAUAUUGAGAUCUGAAGUCUUUGCAGAUGAUGUGGUCUUUGUACGAAUAGAGAGAGAGAGAGAGAGAGAGAGAGAGAGAGCGAGAG